Molecule: messenger RNA, 552 nt
Organism: Aspergillus lentulus
Lineage: Eukaryota; Fungi; Ascomycota; Eurotiomycetes; Eurotiales; Aspergillaceae
Source: RefSeq, a predicted model, not a curated record
AUGGAAGAAGAAGAAAUUGACGAGAUUCUCGAUGAGGAAAAGGACUUCAUCUCAGAACUGAAUGAUACCAUGGAACAAUUCGUCCAAAACAUUGACGAUGGCUCCAUUGAGGAGAACUGGCUCAAGACUAUGGUUAGCUUUCAUGCUCCGGAAACCGACAAUGAAAACAAUUUAUGGUCUUGGGCUACUUGGAAGGGAGUGAGUUCAUCAAUGAGCAAUAAUUGGAGCAGUCCACCUCCGUGGCAUUCGUCGAAAAUGCAAGACUACAAUAAUCGUCCGAUCCGCGCCUCCACGGCUUCUGCAGUGAACGAACCUCGCUACUGGAUCGACAAAACGUGCGACGAAUUUCGGAGAGAGCAAGGACCGAUAACAAUGCAAAGGAUACGCAUCAGCCGGCUUUACUCUGCGUGGGUGGAGUACUUCUACAGAAAUCAAGCACUGCACGACUACCCUACUCGAAUUGGCAAAGAAUGGCAUGAACGUAGAAAAUAUUGGGCGACUCGGCAGGCCGAGAUUCUUGAUAAUGUCUCUCGAGUCAGUGAGAUGUUGUGA